Messenger RNA from Coffea eugenioides, 1014 nucleotides. Its product is annotated as LRR receptor-like serine/threonine-protein kinase GSO1. Gene Ontology annotation, molecular function: protein binding. Bases 1 to 1014 code for a protein of 337 amino acids. The transcript has 3 exons. Lineage: Eukaryota; Viridiplantae; Streptophyta; Magnoliopsida; Gentianales; Rubiaceae. The record is from RefSeq and is a predicted model, not a curated record.
AUGGACAAAGCUUAUUCCCUUUGGCUUGCAGCCUUGGUGGUACUGUUGCAUUUUGCCCCAACUUCGGUUUGUGUCCAAGUUGUUUCCGCAGGCAAUACUCGUGAUCUGGAUGCUCUUCUUGCCUUGAAGGCAACCGUAUUCGAUCCCGAGAGGAUCCUCCCGACCAACUGGUCCAGUUCUGCCUCUGUGUGCAGCUGGAUCGGAAUCACUUGUAAUACUCGCCAUCAGAGAGUAGCAGCCAUAGACCUGCCGAACAUGGGCCUAAUCGGCACCAUACCUCCCCAACUUGGAAAUCUUUCUUUCUUGGUCCGGCUGAAUUUGCCAAAUAAUAGCUUGCACGGAAGACCUCCACCGGAUCUGUCUAAUUUGCGCCGAUUGAGAUACAUUAGCUUGGCAGGCAACAGCUUUAGCGGAAGGCUUCCCUCAUGGUUGGGAGCUUUAUCUGAACUUCAGUACUUAUCUCUGGGAUAUAACAAGUUUUAUGGUUCAUUGUCAGGUGUGCUUUUCAACGCAACAAAGUUGCAGACUAUCCUGUUGCCGAACAACUCAAUAACGGGACAUAUUCCUGACGAGUUCAGCUCUCUUGAGAACUUGAUCGGGCUGAACUUGGAUUUUAACCAGCUUACAGGCUCUCUGCCCAAGUCUUUGUUUAACCUCUCGUCACUGCAGAAACUUGGUGUUUCGAGCAAUAGCUUAUCUGGUUCCCUUCCGAGGGAUAUCUGCAAGAAACAUGUCUCUCAACUCCAAGGGCUUUAUUUAUCAUACAAUCAACUUCAAGGCGAAAUUCCUUCUGGUAUUGGAGGAUGUUCAAGGCUUCAAAACUUGUCCUUAUCCUACAACAAAUUCAAUGGAUCCUUACCCAAAGAAUUUUGGAAUCUAACUGCGCUUGAGAGGAUCCGUCUUGGUAACACCUAUCUUGAAGGUCCAAUUGCAGACGAUAUUCAUAAUCUUCAAAAUUUGAGGAUUCUUCACUUAGCCAAUACUGACAUGACUGAGUAUGAAAUAGAGGCUUAG